Messenger RNA from Penicillium canariense, 1647 nucleotides. RefSeq names its product Zn(II)2Cys6 transcription factor domain-containing protein. NCBI's taxonomy places the organism in Eukaryota, Fungi, Ascomycota, Eurotiomycetes, Eurotiales, Aspergillaceae. The transcript is spliced from 3 exons. The coding region runs from base 1 to 1647 and encodes 548 amino acids. Gene Ontology annotation, molecular function: zinc ion binding; DNA-binding transcription factor activity, RNA polymerase II-specific. The record is from RefSeq and is a predicted model, not a curated record. Gene Ontology annotation, biological process: regulation of DNA-templated transcription.
AUGGUGGGGGUCCCGCACAGUACUGGCUGUACCCUUUGUCGCGAGAGACACAUCAAGGCGACCACUGCUGACGGGCGGGGCCAAUGCCAGUGCGACGAAGCAGUCCCCGAAUGCUCCCAGUGCCAGCGCUACGGCCGUACCUGUCCAGGGUACCGCCGCACCUUUCGCUUCCAGGACGAAGGCCCGAGUCUCAAGCGCCGCCAUCGCUCCGCCCCCCGCGGCAGAGGCCGGGGUGCCUCGACGGGGCCCAGCACCCCAAGCACCCCCAGCACGGCCAGCACGGCCAGCACGGCCACGCCCGCGCGGAGGAAAACGGUCGAGGAGGCCACCGGCGCGGCGGUCGUCGUGCGCGACAAUGCCAUCGCUCUGAUGCGCCGGCACUCGUCGACGGUCACCUUGGACGAGAGCGUGUCACCGUCGCUGCCGCAGCUGUUCUUGGAUUUUAUCAGCGCGUCGUUUCCGACGCUGUACUUCCAUAAUGCCUUUCGGGCGGGCAGUGAUCCGGGCUUUACGGAGUAUAUUGUGUUGAAUUUUGGACAGAAUGCGUUCCUUGAUGCCGCCAUUUGCUGCCUGAGCUCGGUGUACCUGGCGCAUUUGACGCAGGAUCCGGCGCUGCUGCGCACGAGUCGGCGCAUGUAUGGAAUUUCACUGGGUGAGGUAGUUCGCGCUCUGUCGAAAAAUGACCAGGCCUUAUCGGAUAAUAUGGUCUGCACCACGAUGAUGCUGAGUGUCUACGAGAUGUACGCCCAGACGAGCCCGGAUGCAUGGGUUGUGCACUCGGACGCGGUCAGACGACUUAUGGAGAGCCGAGGCCCUGCGCUGCACGAGUCGGGCUUUGGCCGGUCGUGCUGGAUCGCGUUUCGAGGGUUCCAUCUUGCCACUGCCGUGUACCAAGGCAAGCCCUGCUUCCUGGAUCAAGAAGAGUGGCAGCAGUAUGCACUGCGGAUCAUGGCAGAGGAUGCCCAAAAGCCCGGGGAAUGGUCCGCCUAUGCAUUCAUCUCUGACAAGGUUUUCAUGGAAAUCGCCAAAUGCCCGCGGUAUAUUAGCGAGGCGCGAGAUAUCCUGUCAGGCCAGGUAGAUGCAAAGCGGGAUAUCAGCGAGGGCCUCAUGCACCGCAUCCACGAAACCUCUUCAAAACUACAGACCCUCAGUACAGAACUGCGCUUCUGUAUCGCUGCCCAUGGCCAACGCCAACAGGGCAUCAUCCGCCGCCCAGGCACAUUCGUCGGUCCUGUUCCCGAGAUCUUCCCCGAAACGGGACCUUCACUCCUCUUCCGCGGCGCGGAGGACAUACAAGAGACUCUGCGCCAGCUAUGUGAGCGUCUUGAAGACCAGCUCCGCUGUCGCGUCAUCGAAGAUCUUUCCCCAGAGUCAGUCGCAGGGACACCACCCAGCGAAGGCAGCGAAGGCUCCCCAUCGCCCCCAUCCACCAGCUCAAAGACAUCCCCCCUACCAUUACGGAUCUACUCUGAGCUUGGGCGCGGCCCGUCGCAGACUUCGGAUCGAAAUGACCCACGAGCAGUGAUCUGGCUGGACCGUGUAGCCUCAUCCAUGGGUAUGCUUGGUACGAGGAUCAUCCAUGAGGAUAGCCAAGCGGGGGGCUACGUUGAGGAGGAGAGCUCGCCCGAGGCUUCGUCCGCCCGUUGA